Messenger RNA from Pogona vitticeps (central bearded dragon), 1678 nucleotides. The record is from RefSeq and is a predicted model, not a curated record. Lineage: Eukaryota; Metazoa; Chordata; Lepidosauria; Squamata; Agamidae.
CGUUCUGUGUUUGCAGAUGUAUGAUAAGCCAAGUAAAGAGCUAUAAUAGACGCACUGAACUUCCAAACUCUGGAAGAAUUGACUAGAUAUUGGCUGAACACUUGAAUCUUGGCUGACUGCAUUCUGGAAUAGGAAAAAUGGCACUAGGAGUACCCUACAUGAAAAUGAAAGCAGGUUCACAGAAUUUGCAGAUCCAGACACAUACUGUGGAGAAGUUGCUGGAACCUCUCAUAAUUCAGGUUACCACCUUGAUGAAUUGCUCUCAAAACCCUUCAAACAAGAAAAAGGGAUGUUCCAAAAGAGCCCGUGCUAUCCUUGCAUCUGUGGAAGAAGCUACUUGGAACUUAUUGGACAAAGGGGAAAAAAUUGCAAAGGAGGCCCCUGUACUUGUGGAGGAGCUCAAUGCUGCACUUCAUGAUGUUCGCAAAGAAAGUGAAAGCCUAAAAACUGCAGCGAAAAAAUUCACAGAUGAUCCUUGUUAUUUGCCCAAAAGGGAGGCAGUUGUCCAAGUAGCACGUGCUCUCUUGGCUGCUGUUACAAGACUUCUUAUUCUGGCAGAUAUGAUUGAUGUCUCGUACCUGUUGCAACAUCUAACCACAGUUCAAAGAACGCUUCAGUCUCUUCAAAAAGUGUCUAGUAAAUCUGAGCUACAGAAAACAUAUAAAAACCUUCAGAAAGAACUGAAAAAGUUGGACGAUUUGGCAUACAAGCGACAACAGGAUUUAAAAUCCCACCAUCAGCGAGAUGACAUUGCAGCUGCACGUGCCUGUCUGAAGGAAAAGUCACCUCUUCUUCAUUCAGUUUGCUCUGCUUGUUUGGAACAUUCGGACAUUGAGUCUCUUAAAGCCAGCAAGGAUUCAGUUUGCAAUGAAAUAGAGAAUGCACUCAAUGCCAUUUCUAAUGCUUCUCAAGGAAUCGGUAAUCAAAAGGCUGAGCCCGAAUCACAGGCAGCUACCCUUGGAACUGCACUUGAUGAACUUGAGCAUUUGGUUGCCUUGGAUCCUCUUACGAUGAAUGAAGACAAAAUAAGACCAUCACUGGAAAAACGUUUAGAAGGAAUUAUCAGUGGUGCUGCUUUAUUAGCUGAUUCUUCGUGCACACGUGAUCUGCACCGUGAGCGAAUCAUCACUGAGUGUAAUGCUAUUCGCCAGGCUCUCCAAGAUCUCCUUUCAGAGUGCAUGAAUAAUGCUGGCAAAAAGGAAAGGAGCAAUGCCUUGAAUACUGCAAUAGAUAACAUGUGCAAGAAGACAAGAGAUCUCCGCAGGCAGCUUCGUAAAGCGAUCAUCGAUCAUAUCUCAGACUCCUUCUUGGACACAACUGUUCCACUUCUAGUACUCACUGAAGCUGCUAAAAAUGGAAAAGAACAGGAGAUAAAGGAAUAUGCUGCCAUAUUCCAAGAACACACGUAUAGGCUUAUUGAGGUGGCUAAUCUUGCUUGCUCAGUAUCAACAAAUGAAGAAGGAAUUAAAAUUGUCCAAACAGCAGCCACUCAUAUGGAAACUUUGUGCCCACAGGUAGGACUAUUCUCGGCAGAUUAAAGAAAAGGAUGGCUUUCUGUCAUGUCUCCCUGUCAAUCACAUGGUCCUAAGGCAGGCUGAUAUCCUUGCCAUUGCCAGCUGAAGAUAUUGUGCUGCUUGAAGCAAAUGCCAGAUUCCCCCUCCCAGCUAUGAGCAAUAUU